Messenger RNA from Vicia villosa (hairy vetch), 753 nucleotides. Its product is annotated as secreted RxLR effector protein 161-like. The record is from RefSeq and is a predicted model, not a curated record. Lineage: Eukaryota; Viridiplantae; Streptophyta; Magnoliopsida; Fabales; Fabaceae. The coding region runs from base 1 to 753 and encodes 250 amino acids. The transcript has a single exon.
AUGGAUGAUGCCAAUCUAGUUGGCACCCCGAUGGAAUGUGGAAGCAAGUUAAGCAAGCAUGAAAAUGGAGAAAUUAUGGAUCCAACUCUUUACAAAAGUUUGGUUGGAAGUUUAUGUUACUUGACAUGUACAAGGCUGGCUAUUCUCUAUGUCGUUGGAGUCUUAAGUCGCUACAUGGAAGCUCCGACAAUAACUCACUUCAAGGAGGCAAAGAGAAUCCUUUGCUACAUCAAAGGUACAAAAAACUUUGGCUUGCAGUAUUACUCUUCUAACAAUUAUGAGAUUGUUGGCUAUAGUGAUAGCGAUUGGAGUGGAGAAUUGGAUGAUGGAAAAAGCACUAAUGGUUUUGUGUUCUUUAUGGGAGAUACUGCUUUCACUUGGAUGUCAAAGAAGCAACCAAUAGUCACACUAUCAACUUGUGAAGCUGAGUAUGUCGUCGCCACAUCAUGUGUUUGUAAUGCAAUUUGGCUAAGGAGCUUGUUGAAAGAUUUAAACAUGCCACAAAAGGAUCCAAUGGAAAUAUGUGUUGACAAUAAAUCAUCACUUGCUUUAGAAAAGAAUCUCGUCUUUCAUGAAAUAAGUAAGCACAUCGACACACGUUAUCACUUCAUAAGAGAAUGCAUAGUGAGAAAAGAGGUGAAGUUGAAGUAUGUGAUGUCUCAAGAUCAAGCUGCCAACAUUUUCACCAAGCCACUCAAGUUGGAAACUUUCGUGAAGCUAUGGAGUAUGCUUGGAGUCACAAAUCAAGUUUAA